This is a messenger RNA of Malania oleifera, 1505 nucleotides long. RefSeq lists its product as uncharacterized. NCBI's taxonomy places the organism in Eukaryota, Viridiplantae, Streptophyta, Magnoliopsida, Santalales, Ximeniaceae. Bases 753 to 1505 code for a protein of 250 amino acids. The record is from RefSeq and is a predicted model, not a curated record. The transcript is spliced from 4 exons.
UUUCGAGCAAAACAACACAUUGUCGGAGGAUUUCGAAAUGUGAAAGAAUGCUCUAAGUGCCCUGCUCAUGUACGUGAGGAGAUUAAAGAGUAUAUGUUGAAGAAAGAUAUGGAAAAGGAGGAAAAUGAGUUAUUGCCCGACUUUGAUGAUAUAGAUCAUUACGGUGAAGAUGAAGAAGAUGAAGUUCAAGAAAUUGACAUUUGUGGCAAGAGAGUGUUUACUAGUGAUGCAAGUAAAAGAUCAUACCAAUCCAACUUGAAGAAACCAAAACAGAAGGGGCCUAUAGACUUGUUUUUUACUCCCGAUCCAAAGAAAGCGAUUCAAGCUAGGAAAGAAGGGAAGAUGAAGCAAACAUCAAUAAAUGAAGCGUGCAAAAAAGAACUUAGAAAAAAGGCAAUGGGAGAUUUUGCUAGGUGAAUGUAUGAUGUUGGGAUACCAUUUAAUGCUGUACGUUUGAGCAGCUUUGCAGUGGCACUUGAAUCGAUUGGACAAUAUGGUCCUGGAAUAAAGCCACUUAGCUAUCAUGAAGUGAGAGUUCCUUACCUAAAGGAGGAAGUCAGUCGAAUGAAAGAGUUGUUGAAGGUCCAUAAGGAGGAAUGGACAAAAUAUGGCUGCUCAAUUAUGUCUGAUGGUUGGAGAGAUUCAGUUGCUAAUAAGGACAUAAUCAACUUUUUAGUGAACUCUCCACUCCAAGGGGAUCAGUAUUCAUCAAGUUUAUUGAUGCUUCUAAUAUUGUCAAGAAUGCAGAUAGAAUGUAUAGAUUACUUGAUGAGAUGGUCGAAGAAAUUGGAGAAUCAAAUGUGAUUCAAGUGGUAACUGACAAUGCGUCAAACUAUGUUGUAGCAGGGAGAUUGUUGGAAGCAAAGAGGCCACAUUUAUAUUGGACACCGUGUGCUGCUCAUUGCAUUGAUUUAAUUUUGGAGGAUAUUGGGAAGAUGCCUUCAAUUCAUGCAACUUUGAAAAGGGCAAUUUUUUUGAAUGGCUAUAUCUAUAAUCGUGUUGGCGUUGUCAACUUGAUGAGACAAUUCACUGGAGGAAAGGAGUUGCUAAGACCAGCAGUUACAAGAUUUGCAACUGCCUUCAUCACCCAUCGUUCAAUCCAUCUUCAAAAGAAUAACUUGAGGAAGAUGUUUAUUUCUGAAGAUUGGAAUACUACUAAAUGGGCAAAGGAGGCGGCUGGCAAAAGAGCAGCUACUAUUGUUUUGAUGCCUACUUUUUGGAGUACCAUCGUCUAUGCUCUUAAGUUAACAGGUUCUGCACAGCUUCCGUCCCAGAUGAUGCUUAGCGAAGGCAUGACUCGAAGACCAUUGGUUCACUCCAAACCUGGAUUGAUCAGAAGGAUAUUCCUCAGCUUCUUCUGUGAAGCUGGUCUGGCGCUGCACGCCGGAGCCUUGUGCUCUUCGUCCUUCCGUAUAGCUAGGCGGCAAUUUGAUUAUAACUCUCCGCAAUUCCGUCUUGAUGGCAAACUUCACCAUGGACCUCGUGAAAGAUGCCUUAUGCAAUGA